CGGCGCCGCCUCCGUGGCUUUCGGGCGGCUCUUAGGGAACCGCCUCCCUUUGCCGCGGCUCCUCCUCGGCUUUCAGGCUGUGGAACAAGCCGGGCACGUGGGCUGGCGAAGCGGAGGAAGGGAGGGAGAGAGAGGAAGGAAGGAAGGAAGGAAGGAGUCCUUGGGUCGCGGAAGAGGGCUCCAUGCGGCUCUCAACCACGGCCGCCUUUCUCUUCGUGACGGGAGGGAGCCGGCCUGGGGGGACCAAGGUUUUCCAUGGUGUCUCAUAUCUUCUGCUCUUCAGAGUCAUACACUAUUCCAGAAAAAGUGAGUUGGCAGUAUUUGGUCGGUGGCUAUUCCUCUAGUUUCCCAAGGAAUCUGUUUAUUCUCCUCAGAGGUAGCAGAAGCUUUUUCAGGAAUCUGUAUCACCCAUUUGCUUUAAAAAUGGAAACGGUGGAUAAAGUUGUCCUGAAGCGGCCUCUUUCUGAUGACAGUCAAUCAAAUGUAGAUGAAAUUAAAAGGCCAAAGUUCUCAGAAGAAAUACUGGAAGAAAAUAAAAAUUCUGACCAUAAGGUUGAAGCUGCAGUAGAACAGUCUAUGAAACAUUUGCUUAAAGACCCUCAGAAUGAAAUAGGUCUGAAUGAAGAAAGUGUAGACCAAGAGGAUGAGGAAGAAUUGGAAGAAAGUGAUGGGGAAGGAGACCCAGAGAGCUUUGCAGAUAUGAUGAAGCAUGGGUUGACGGAGCUAGAUGUUGGCAUAAUGAAAUUUGUAAGCCCUCACAAGGGCUUUUCUGGAAUAUUAAAAGAGAGAUACUCAGACUUUGUUGUUCAUGAAAUAGGAAAAGAUGGACAUAUAAUUCACUUAGAUGACUUCACUGUGCCAGUGGAUAAUGAGGAUCCUUCUGAAGAGAUCUUUACAGUGUUGUCAGAUGAAGAUAAGCAGCGACUAGAAGAACUGCAGCUUUUUAAAAAUAAAGAAGGCAAUGUUGCCAUUGAGGUAAUAGAAGAUACUAAGGAGAAAAGGACAGUUAUACACCAGGCAGUAAAAUCUCUGUUUCCAGGAUUAGAGACAAAAACAGAAGAUCGGGAUGGGAAAAAAUACAUUGUUGCUUACCACGCUGCUGGAAAAAAGGCACUGGCAAAGGUCAGAACUUCAACAGAUCCAAGAAAACAUUCUUGGCCCAAAUCUAGGGGAAGCUACUGCCACUUUGUAUUAUACAAGGAAAACAAGGAUACCAUGGAUGCCAUCAAUGUGCUAUCAAAAUUUUUAAGAGUGAAGCCAAACAUAUUUUCCUACAUGGGCACUAAAGAUAAAAGGGCUAUUACAGUUCAAGAGAUUGCUGUUCUUAGGAUCACAGCCCAAAGGCUAGCUCAUUUGAAUAAGUGUUUAAUGAAUUUCAAGCUUGGAAACUUUAGUUACAAGAACCAUCCUUUGAAAUUGGGAGAAUUGCAGGGAAAUCACUUCACAGUGGUUCUCAGAAAUAUAACAGGGACAGAUGAACAGAUCCAACAAGCCAUGCAAUCUCUGAAGGAAAUUGGAUUCAUUAACUACUAUGGAAUGCAAAGAUUUGGAACCACAGCUAUCCCAACAUAUCAAGUUGGAAGAGCUGUUCUGCAAAAUAAUUGGGAUGAAGUCAUAGAUUUAAUACUAAAACCACGUCCUGGAGCUGAAAAGGGAUAUCUAGUAAAAUGCCGAGAAGAAUGGGCAAAAACGAAAGAUCCAGUUGCAGCUCUCAAGAAACUGCCUAUGAAAAGAUGUGUGGAAGGACAGUUGCUCUGGGGACUUUCAAAGUAUGGACUGAAGAAUAUAGUCUCUGCGUUUGGCAUAAUACCAAGAAAUAAUCGUUUGAUGUAUAUUCAUAGCUAUCAGAGUUAUGUGUGGAAUAACAUGGUGAGCAAAAGAAUAGAAGAAUAUGGGCUUAAAGCUGUACCUGGAGAUCUUAUAUUAAAAGGAGGUACAGCUGUUUAUAUUGAAGAAGGAGAAGCUGACAGUUACACCAUCCAUGAUGUUGUGAUGCCAUUACCUGGUUUUGACGUUAUCUAUCCAAAACAUAAAAUUGGGGAAGCUUACAAGGAAAUGCUAGCUGCGGACAAUCUGGACAUCAGUAACAUGAAACAUAAAAUUCGAGACUAUUCAUUAUCCGGAGCAUACAGAAAGAUUAUCAUUAGACCUCAGAAUGUGAGCUGGGACUUGGUCACAUACGACGACCCUAAAAUUCCAUUAUUUACUACUGACUUGGACAAACUGGAAGGAAAACUACCUGCUGUCCUUGCAACAGAAGGCAAAUACAAAGCUCUGAAGAUGGAAUUCUCCCUUCCACCAUCUACUUACGCCACAAUGGCCAUACGAGAAGUGCUAAAAAUGGACACAAGUAUAAAAAACCAGACACAGUUAAAUACAAUAUGGCUGCGCUGAUUACCUUAUUAGUGAUUGGACAAAAGCUCUAACACAACUUUUUUUUUAUUAUUUACUAGUUUUAUUCAGGUAAUUUGUAAUUUUAAAAUGUAUUUUUGUAUUAGUUUAUGGCAUAUAAAUUCACAUCCAUUGUAAAAUGGUGUCUAGAACUGUAACUCUGUUUUUAAAUGCUUGAUCAGUUUGCAAAGGGCACCUUUAAUGGCUUGCAAAUACGUAAACAGAUGGCUUUGUGAAUGGUUUCAGAUGAAGAAGCAUCUGAAAAAUGUUUUCUCAUAUAUGGUAGCAGACAUGUCAUUAUGUGUUUGAUAUUGAUUAAAACUUUAUUACAAGCAUGCUUAAUUCUACAGUUCAGGAAAAUUAAUUAAGAUAGGGUACUGAUGAAUGCAUUUUCCAUCUUGUGAACAGAGGCAUUUAGCCUUAAGAAUGCUGAUAGGAUCUGUAACGUAACUUUAAGUGGUGCAAACAUGUACAGCUGCUUUUAUUUUAGCUGUAAUUUUAUUAAAUGCUUGUGUCUGCUUUUUCACAACAUAUUUUGACUUGUAAAGAAGCAAGCUAACCAUUUAUGGGUUGAUACCCUUAAUGUUGUUUAGCUCCAAUAUGUAUGGUUUGUCUAUUGCUGGCAAUGGAUGAACAAAGGAAAUCUGUAUCCUGGCCUCACAGGAAUAAAUAACCAUUCUGAAUUUGAA
Messenger RNA from Pogona vitticeps (central bearded dragon), 3080 nucleotides. It is a transcript of the gene PUS7, whose product is annotated as pseudouridine synthase 7. Gene Ontology annotation, molecular function: RNA binding; pseudouridine synthase activity. The record is from RefSeq and is a predicted model, not a curated record. Gene Ontology annotation, biological process: pseudouridine synthesis. Gene Ontology annotation, cellular component: nucleus. Lineage: Eukaryota; Metazoa; Chordata; Lepidosauria; Squamata; Agamidae.